Messenger RNA from Cygnus atratus (black swan), 3292 nucleotides. It is a transcript of the gene HAP1, whose product is annotated as huntingtin associated protein 1. Lineage: Eukaryota; Metazoa; Chordata; Aves; Anseriformes; Anatidae. The record is from RefSeq and is a predicted model, not a curated record. Gene Ontology annotation, cellular component: dendrite. Gene Ontology annotation, biological process: neurogenesis; neurotrophin TRK receptor signaling pathway; anterograde axonal transport of mitochondrion. Gene Ontology annotation, molecular function: signaling receptor binding.
AUGCCCGGCCGCGCUCCGCACCUGCCCGGGGAGCGGCUUUUGUUCGCGGCGGGGCCGCGGGAGCGAUGGGCGAGGGCCCCGCGGCCGCCUCCGCGCCGGGAGCAGCGAGCGCGCAGCGGGCUGCGCUCUGCGUCUUGUUGGCGAUGGGGUGGAGGAUGGCAGCUGAACUUUGCUCUGUGAGGUGGGGCUCCCGAGGGCUCCCGCGAGAGCUGCGGCACCGCAGCCGUGUCCACCCGCUGCCGAGCACCUGGACGGGGGAGCAGGGUCCUGCCCGGUCCCCUCGGAGCAUCCUCUCCCCCAGCCGGCGCCGAUCCGGAUGUCACCAAGUGUUUGCUUUGGUGCCAGGACCCCGCGCCAUAUUGCGGCCACCAGCUUGGUGGUGCGGAGCAGCGCUUAGCAGACCUGUGCAGCGGUGGCGAUGUCCCCGAGGUGGAGAUCAUCAGCCUGCUGGGCGAGCAGCUGCCCCGCUACAAGCUGCGGGCGGACACCGUCUUUGGCUACGACCAUGACGACUGGCUGCGAGCCCCCCCUGCCCCCCCGGAGCCUGCAGCCCCCCUCACCCCCCAGCAGAUCGCGGAGGCCCUGCAGUACUUCCUCCUGUGCACCGAGCGGGCCGUCAGGAUCACCAAGACCUACCACGACAUCGAUGCCGUCACCAACCUGCUGGACGAGAAAGAGCGGGACCUGGAGCUGGCGGCGCGCAUCGGGCAGUCCCUGCUGAAGCAGAACCGGAGCCUGACGGAGCGCAACGAGCUGCUGGAGGAGCAGCUGGAGUUGGCCAAAGAGGAGAUCGCGCAGCUGCGCCACGAGGUCUCCAUGCGGGGCGACCUGCUCCACUUCUACACCACCACCACGGAGGAGAGCGAGCCCACCUCUGCCACCGCCACGCCGCUGCGCCGGCAGGAGUCCUCCUCGUCCCUGCAGCAGUACUUCCAGUACGACACCUUGCAGCAGAAACUCAAGUGCCUGGAGGAGGAGAACCAGAAGCUUCGCUUGGAGGCCACCAACAUUGCAAUCGAGACCUGCCAGUACGAGGACCAGGAGCACCAGCUGAUGAUUGACUGCGUGGAGCAGUUCUCCGAAGCUAGCCAGCAGGUCGUCUGCCUCUCCGACGAGCUGGCCCGCAAGGCGGAGGACACGGUGCGGCAGCAGGAGGAGAUCAGCCAGCUCCUGGCGCAGGUGGUGGACCUGCAGCAGAAGUGCCGUGCGUACGGCUCGGAGGUGGAGGAGCUCCAGCAGCACCUGGCCGUGGCCAAGGAGGUGCAGCAGCAGCUCCGGACAGAGCUGCGGGACCUGCAGGAGAAGUACACCGAGUGCGGCGGGAUGCUGCAGGAAGCCCAGGAGGAGGUGAAGAGCCUGCGCGGCCGCAGCUUCCCCAACAGCACCGUCAGCCGCUACGGCGCGCCCAGCCUGCUGCCCCUGGACUCGCUGGCAGCUGAGAUCAAGGGGACGAUGAGGAAGGGGACAGACGGCUCCUCCUCGGACUACAAGAGCUACCUGCGCGUCUUCGAGACAGUGAAAGCGGUGAACCAGGCGGCCAAAGCCAAGUCGUGCUCCGAGUCUCCCCUGAACAUGCCCAGCUCCAAGCAGUUGUCAGCCGUCCCCUCCAGGGGGGGCAACACCCCCCCCGCUGGCUUCUGUGGCUCAGAGGGCACCCAGGGCGAGGAGCCCCGAGGGGCUGCCCCGGGCCGGCGGGACCUGGAGGCGGCGGUGCAGCGGCUGUCGGCGCGGCAGCAGAGCCAUGCCUCGGAGGAGCGCUCCUUCUUCGAGGCCGAGCGGGAGCGCAAGCUGCGGAGGCUGCGGGAUGGGGAGAGCUCCAGCGGCUUCCUCACCCCCAACGAGAGCAUCGUGUCCACCGGCACCAACCACUCGGGGGGCUCGGAGCUGACCACCGGCUCCGGCUUCUCCCUCGGCUCCCUCACCUACCUGCCCGACAAGCUGCAGAUUGUAAAGCCCCUAGAAGGCUCGGUGACGCUCCACCACUGGCAGCAGCUGGCACGGCCCAACCUGGGGGGGAUCCUGGUGCCCCGUCCCGGGGUGCUCACCAAAGACUUCAGGCAGCUGGACAUCGACCUGGAGGAGGUGUACAGCCUCACCGACCUGGAGGAGGACGAGGUGGACGCCGCCUCCUUCCAGCUGCUCCCUACCUCAACACCCGCCAAAGCCAAGGAGCGCCCCGGGGUGUUCCUCUCUGUUAACAACCUCCCCCAGACCCCAUCUACCUUCACCAUCACCACCUGCCACAUCUUCCACCCCACCACCGAGCUCACCACGGUGACACCCAGUCGGUAUAAUGCCGUCGUGCCUUCUUGUGGGCCCAUUGAGAGGCUGAACCUCUGCACCCCCUCACCAGAGCUGCCCAGCCCCGGACCCCCCAGCACCCCCCUGGGACUCAUCAGGCUCCUGCUGGUGCGGGGCAUCUCUGCCUCGGUGCCCUCAGCUGUAUCCUGGUGGCCCCCCUCACUCCCUGCUCAGGACCCCCAGCGAGCUGCUCCCCAGGGCUCCCUGCAGCCCUUCCCUGGGGCUGGGGGGCAGCAGCGACCCCUGCCCAGGAGCAGCAUCUUCAGCUUGAACCUCGUGGAGAAGCUGCGCCGUCUGGGGCUGGAUAAGGUGGUGGCCAGAGGGGAGCUGUCCUACGCACGAGGAGAGCACAGGGGAGGCCGGGAUGCGCUGACGUGAUGGCACAGCAGAGCCUGCAAGCUUGGGAUGAGAUGUGUCCUCCUCUUCAUCUUCAUCCAUGGGCCACAGAGAUGGGACAGGCUUCUGGUCCCUGCCUGGACCGGGGGAGGGGGGGAGCAUCACCCAAACCCCGGCUGCCUCCUGGUGGUGCCCCAGGGCCUGGCACUGGUUUGCAGGGGCUUUGCCCUGACUGCAAGGACACAACGCUGUGAUGCCACAUGGUCCCACUGCCCUGCUCCCCCAGCCCCGAGUCCUGCAGCUGCAGGGGUUCCAGGUGCAGGAUGCUCAGGGCACUGGAGGACACUGGCCCUGUCCCCACCCAGGGGCUGUGGACCCUUCAGCAGAGCCAGUUGUUGGCAAUAAAAACUGUUCUGGUUCCUGCUGUGCCUGGCCCAUGUGCAGCUCGUCCCCUGGGAGCUGUCGCAGCUGCAGCAAAGGGCAAUGCUCAGCCUGUGCUCGAGGCUGGGAGGCGCUGCGGGUGCCAGGAUGAGACCCCCAUUACCACGACUGGGCAGCAUCUGGGCUGACUUUUAAAGCAAAUGGUUUUAAAACUCUUUCCUGCCCACCACAUAGAAGUAGCGGCACUGCUGGGGGGCUGCCUGCGGCGAGUGUC